AUGAAGGUGUCGAAAGAUUUGAAAGAUUUUUUGUUUCGUAUAGAUGCUCCAAGGGUAUAUGCAAUUGACGAUAUUACUGUUGCGGAAGGGCAGCCUAUAUCUCGUUUAUGUAGCGGAGACUCUUACCCAUUACCUUUCUACACGUGGCAACUACCAAACGGCUCAAAAAUUGCCGGACCGUCCUUGAUAAUCAGAACUGCAACAAUUAAAGAUACAGGAACUUACACGUGUAUUGUUUACAAUACUUAUAAAGGUGUCAAUCACACUGUACGUGAAACUACAUUUAUAUAUGUACUGAGAGCACCUACAUCUAGUCCAAUGACAAGCAUAUCUGCAACAACGAAUUUAAAUGUUCAGACAGACUACAGUCUGAAGGAAGCUGUUGACGUGGCAUGCACGGACUAUCAUUGGUUCAUUACGGUUGACAUGGACAAAAUACGCAACAUCUACCCAAAAGCAAAGGCUUCUGAUAUAUACCUAGGAGAGAACAAAUGUAGAGGUUUAGAGAAAGGUUAUCAUCUCAUAUUUCAACAUGGCCUUUUUGAAUGCCUAACAAGUGAAAUGCUUGGUGACGGAAUGAAAGUGUAUAACAACGAAUUAAUUUAUGCGGAACACGAUCCUGUAUACCUGUUUAUAGUGUUUAGCUACAACUGGACAGUCGGAGUUGAAUGCGACGUAAGACAGAACGGCACUGCUAUAGGUGGAUUUCCUACUAGUGUUACCAACUCAACAUCUCAGAGCCUCGGUAGCCGUCAAUAUCCGGUCAGUGUUUCCUUUUACAAUGAUCAGGACUUCAUCAGAGAAAUCGGUAAAGGAAACCCUUUGCAUGCCAAGAUAGGUUCACAAGUCUACGUCAAGGUUUUUACCACAGCCACUGACUGGAACAUCAGAAUGCGGGUUCACACGUGUUACACAAAACCGACUGAGCAUGCGCAUGACCACAUGAAGUACUUCCUUAUAAAGGAUGGGUGUGAAGUAAACACGAACACGCAUAUAAUUUCUCAAUCUACGCAUGCGACAAGAUUUGUGUUUGAAAGUUUCGAGUACUCAAACAGCCAUGAGGGGAUAUAUGUGUUUUGUGAUGCUAUAUUUUGUAACUCCGACCGGUCGGCCCAGUGUCGUCAAACGUGCAAUCCAGUACCAUAAGUAAAUCUUGCAACCUGAAAAAAAUAUGAUUUUAUGGUUACUAAAACAGUUCAUAAUGUAAUUGAUUCCACAGGUGACAGUAACGUACCUAGGAUACAUUAUGGGUCCAUGAGCCAUAAACACUUUAAAUUUAUUACAAUUAUAAUGUUUUUUGGG
Messenger RNA from Mercenaria mercenaria, 1302 nucleotides. Its product is annotated as oncoprotein-induced transcript 3 protein-like. The record is from RefSeq and is a predicted model, not a curated record. Bases 1 to 1146 code for a protein of 381 amino acids. The transcript has 7 exons. Lineage: Eukaryota; Metazoa; Mollusca; Bivalvia; Venerida; Veneridae.